This is a messenger RNA of Capsella rubella, 780 nucleotides long. RefSeq names its product plastocyanin major isoform, chloroplastic. The record is from RefSeq and is a predicted model, not a curated record. Gene Ontology annotation, cellular component: chloroplast thylakoid lumen. Gene Ontology annotation, molecular function: copper ion binding. The transcript has a single exon. Lineage: Eukaryota; Viridiplantae; Streptophyta; Magnoliopsida; Brassicales; Brassicaceae. The coding region runs from base 89 to 592 and encodes 167 amino acids.
UAAAACUCAUAAACCUCACACUGCUCUCAAUCGAACCAAAGAAUAGCAAAUAGAAAACCUUAUCACAUCACUCUAAAGAACCAUUAUCAUGGCCUCAGUAACUUCAGCCACCGUCGCAAUCCCAUCUUUCACCGGCCUUAAAGCCUCAACCAUCAAAUCCUCCGCCUCCGUCAGAAUCAACACCGCUGUUGCUGCGUCACCGAAGCUCACAGUGAAGUCAUCUCUAAAGGACUUCGGAGUCGCGGCCGUAGCAGCUGCAGCUUCAAUUGCUUUGGCCGGAAACGCCAUGGCAAUUGAGGUUCUCUUGGGAGGAGGAGAUGGGUCAUUAGCUUUUGUUCCCAACGACUUCUCUAUCGCCAAAGGAGAGAAGAUCGUGUUCAAGAACAAUGCUGGGUUCCCACACAACGUUGUGUUCGAUGAGGACGAGAUCCCAAGUGGCGUCGACGCCGCCAAGAUCUCGAUGGACGAGCAAGCUCUACUUAACGCUGCCGGAGAGACCUUCGAGGUUGCUUUGACCGAGCCUGGGACUUACAGCUUCUACUGUGCGCCGCACCAGGGUGCUGGUAUGGUCGGUAAAGUCACUGUGAACUAAUAUGUGUAUGUGAGAAAGUGAGAGAGUCUCGGAUUCAAGUAGAGGCUUUUCUUUCCCAUUCUUACAUUAUUACAUAAUGUGUUUUGUAAUUCUAAAGAGUGUUGAAUCCAAUGGACCUUGGUUGUUGUAAUGUGACUGGUUCCAUAGUUUGCUUCUUGGUUUAUGAUAACUAUAUGUAGUUUAUGUCU